AAGAAAACAUUUUAAAAAGCCGUUCAAAAACAAGCGGCAUUUCGAAGGUUCGAUCAUCAUGGAUGCAGACGUCUAUUGUGUGUUAGAAGUCAAAGGAAAGCAAGACAUAGACCUAAUUUUACAACGUAUAAAUGAAAGCAGUGACAAUGAAAAUGAUUCGAAUCGAAAGGUUCUAGCUAUGGGCGACGUACUAAACUCAACCAGGUCUACAUAUGGCAAUCCAAAUGAGUUCCUAGGGCAGUGUGAAGAGCAUUCCUUGCUACAUCCAUUGGAAUUGUGUGUAGAGAUCUACAGAAAACAUUGCAGCAAAAGUCCUCCAUUUUGUAAUUCGAUUUACGGGCUGACGGACCAAUUGAUAUCUCUACAGAUUGUCAUGGCCCAAAAGAACAAAGAGAAAUCAGGAGAAUUUGAAGCUGAUACUCUGGAUGUGAUCUCAACCCAUCAACAAUUGAUCGAAAGCAAGCUUUAUGGUCUGUCAUCAGUCAAGGAUCCUGAGAUUUUACAGAUCAUAGAAGAUUAUGGUAAAUUUUUGGCAGACUGUAAUGCGAUGGAUUAUGCCGACAUUAUCAACUGUGUCAGUCAAUGCUUCCAGGCAUCAGAUAACAAUACUAAAGAACUAUAUCAAAACCAGCAGUACAUCAUUCUUGGCAUUCCAACAACAGUAUUUGAAAUGGAAAUACUCCAGCUGUUAAUUGGAGCUAGGAAUAUUGUACUUUUAUCUCCUAAUCAAGGAAAAUCCACAAUAACAAGUGACAAGUUCAAUGAAAUCAUCAAGGACAGAUUUGAUGCAAAUAAACACAUGGAAGAGGUAGUUCCUAGAACACAAGAAUCAGUUAUGCCAUCAACCCCUGUGCAUGUUACAAAAAAACAAACUUGUCAAGUGACUCCACAGCAUCAGACUGGAACAAAUGAUAGACAAGGGUCUGUGUGUCUAUCAGGAGGACAGUCACCUAUUCUAAGCCAAUCUCCCUUUUCACAAGGUCGUAGGACAAUGGGACAAGAGCUGUCCGUUGUGAUGUCUUAUCUACAGCUUUUACUAAAUUCCAGAGAUGAGCUUGCUUUAGCUAGGGUGAUUAACACACCAGAUAGGGAACUGGGAGUUCGAAAGUUUACAAAAAUAAAGAGACUAGCAAGAGAAAAAAACAUGUCAAUGUAUCAGAUGGUAACAUCAUUUAUCUUGCAAAUUCGCCUUGGUGGCAAAAGUUAUGCCCCUUCAACUGAAAACCCACUUUGGUUAAUGACAAAGGGAUUGGGUGAUUUUGUGUCAUUUUUCCAAAAACUGCAAAAUAUCUUGGAAGAAGAACCAGAUGCAAAAUCUGCUGUAACAAAAAUCCUUUGGAAUCUCCAAUCCACCUUCAUCAGGGGCACGGAUGGAACAAUCUCUAAAGAGGAUGUGAAAAAAGCCAUUUCAUAUCUCAAGACUCAGAUAGAUGGUGUCCUCAAUAGCAGUGCUAAAAAGCACACUGAUGAGCUAAAACCUGAGCCAGAUAAAAACAUGAUAGGAUCAGAGUCUUAUCUUUUGUUAUGCACAUUAUUGGAUAAGAAUGUGUUGUAUGAUUAUCAAGAGAAGGAAUUAUCCAUAGCAUUAAAAACACCUUCCAGAAAACAGGGAACGACAUGCUCUCUACUCACCAAAUUCAGAUCACCAGAUGCUCCCACCCCAGAGAAAGUGGAAAGUCCAGGAGCUAACCAAAAUAGAACAACAGAAAACCCAGAGCACCGAAAAAGGCAAGGCAGAAGUGUAUAUGGUGAUAUCUCAUGGGCCAAUCCAGCUGUUACCAUAGAGACAAGGAAAUCAAUAUGGCAGAAUAAUGACGAUAAUAACAUCAAUCAGGAACAACAGACUAGGAAACCAUGUGGGAUGCUAACCACUGGCGAGACACCAAAGUCAUCCUCAAGAAAAAGGACUUUUGAUGACACUUGUGAUACACUCAAGGAUAAAAGCAGUUCACCUCUGAGAAAAAGACCAUUUGAAUCUAAAGAUGAUCAAGAAAAUAUCAUCAAUAAACAGACUAAACCUACUGCUAAAAGAGGCCUUCUUCGCAUGCAUCAAAUGACUGAACCUGGGAAAAAGAAACCACAAAGGACUAAUACUGUUCCUAAGAAAAAACAGAAGUCAGUCAAGCUGACACAAGGACAAAAGCAAAUGACUCAUUUCUUCAGAUAAUUCUAAGGCAAGGAUAUUUAUAUAUAUUAAUGAAUAUUAAUGAAGUGUCUUUCCAGUUCAGACCACACAUCAUUCCUCAAGUAUUAUAUUGAAAGAAACCAUAAUAUAGAUAAAACCCAACAAGGAAUGGAUAUUAUUCUUAAGUGAAUGAAAUGAGAAAACGUUGCACCAAAAGUUAUUACAUAAUUUUUUCAUUAUUUAUUUAUCUAUACUACUUUUAUCCAUUUUCCUUAUUUUUAUCAAUCGUUGAGAUUAGGUUU
Molecule: messenger RNA, 2427 nt
Organism: Actinia tenebrosa (Australian red waratah sea anemone)
Lineage: Eukaryota; Metazoa; Cnidaria; Anthozoa; Actiniaria; Actiniidae
Product: PCNA-interacting partner
Biological process (GO): negative regulation of double-strand break repair via homologous recombination
Cellular component (GO): chromatin
Source: RefSeq, a predicted model, not a curated record